CACCUUCUCAUUUGUUGAGCACUUUUUUUGUUGUGCCACAAAUCGCCUUUGGUGCCCAGCAAAUGCUUCUCAAUCCCGAUGGCGAAAUCGUUGCUCUGGACCAGCUUCUCAUCGGCCUCCAUCUGCUCCGUUGCGCCCCUGCCUCUGCAAGGCGCUGCUCCAUUGCUAGCCACAACUCUUCCUCUGCCUCCUUGACCCAAAUCCCCGCGUUGCGCUAUGCCGCACCACUCCCGGACGCUGUGGCCUCUUGCGACGAGCUUCUUUUCGUCCUCGUGGUCAUCCCGCAUGGAUGAGUUUGCCACCAGCUUGUUCAUCAUCACCAUCUUUUCCGAGUCGCUAUUGGAGGUGGCGCUCUAUGGGCUUGUCGUCACCCUCUCGGCAAUCAUCGGUGGAGUUUUCAUCGGCAGAGUCAUCGACAGCCACUCGCGCAUUACUGUUCUUCGCACAUCUCUGGUCUGCCAAAAGUUGGCGAUUGCCGGCUCGGCUCUAUCUCUGUGGACCAUCCAGGUGUUCUACGGCCCUGAAACCCACCCGACCGAAACCUACGCUCUGUAUGGGCUCUCGAUUCUCUUUGGCAUCCUGCUGAAGUGGUCCAGCAUCAUCAACACCAUUUCGAUCGAGAAGGACUGGGCCGUCGUGAUUGCUCACGCCGAUCCGAGCACCCAACGAGACAUCAAUGUGGUGCUGCGGCGAGUCGACCUCACCUGCAAGAUUGCCGCUCCAUUUGCAGUCAGUAUCAUCACAACCUUUCUACUCGUCCCGCAAACGAUGCUCGUGGUGGCCUCAAUCGGCGUUGCCCUGAUUCCGCUCGAGUGGAGCCUCGUUUCGCAUGUGUAUGGGCUCAUCCAAAAGCCCGUCGAAGACGAUGCUCCAGGCAACGCCAUCGACGACGAGUCCGUUGCGAUCCUUCCCAAUCCCGACUUUGGCCCAGAGGCAGCCGGCGGAUAUGGCGCUGUCCAAGACCACGACGCUGCUCCGUUCGCCCCGGCUCCACUGAAGCGGGGCUGGCUGGGCGAUUGGAUCUACUUUAUUCGCCACCCCGUCUUCCUGUCGUCCCUGGCCAUCUCGCAGCUCUACUUCACCGUCCUCAGCUUUGGCACCACCAUGGUGGCCUAUAUGCUGUCGCAAGGCUACGCUCCAGUGACGGUGGCCCUCAGCCGCGGCCUUGCUGUCAUCAUGGGUCUCUUGGCAACGUUCCUGAUGCCGGUGAUCGCCAAGCGGAUCGGCAACGUCAACACCGGUCUUUGGGCAAUCUGGACACAGGCCGCCUUUAUCGGUGUGGCUCUGUCCUCCUUCGUCCUGGACUGGUGGGGCUUUGACAGUGUGGUCGUGGGCAGCUUGUUGAUCGGCGGCACGGCUCUGUCCCGGAUCGGCUUGUGGACCUUUGACCUGGUUCAGACCCAAAUCAUGCAGGAAGGGGUCGCUUUGGCCGACUGUGGUGUGAUGAACGGAGCCCAAAGCUCGUUGCAGAACAUGUUUGAUCUGUUGCAGUUUGCAGCUACGGUGUAUUGGAGUCUGCCCUCGCAGUUUUACUUGACUUCGUUCCUUUCGGGCGCCUCGACGCUGAGUGCUGCACUAUUGUUCAGUAUUUACGUCUGGAAGGAGAAUCGUCGACUCAGGGCCAUUUGAAGAAAGAGGGAUGCCCCAGGAUUGACCAA
Messenger RNA from Polychytrium aggregatum, 1658 nucleotides. Its product is annotated as Ferroporti-1. Bases 217 to 1629 code for a protein of 470 amino acids. Gene Ontology annotation, cellular component: membrane. Gene Ontology annotation, biological process: iron ion transmembrane transport. The record is from RefSeq and is a predicted model, not a curated record. Gene Ontology annotation, molecular function: iron ion transmembrane transporter activity. The transcript is spliced from 7 exons. Lineage: Eukaryota; Fungi; Chytridiomycota; Chytridiomycetes; Polychytriales.